Molecule: messenger RNA, 3180 nt
Organism: Ophidiomyces ophidiicola
Lineage: Eukaryota; Fungi; Ascomycota; Eurotiomycetes; Onygenales; Onygenaceae
Exons: 6
Coding region: 1-3180 (1059 amino acids)
Source: RefSeq, a predicted model, not a curated record
AUGUCAUUCUUUUCGCGUGUCUUUCGGAAGGAUGGGAAGAAAAAGAAGAAUGGCGUACAAUCAACUGGCCCCGUGAAGCCCCAAUGGACAGAUGCGUGGCUUCGAACGGAAGUCAGUCCAGAAGAGGUACAGGAGUUGUUGCGAGGAUGUACCAGGGAAUUGAAAGCCAGAGCUCUCGAUACCCCUUUCUUACUACUUCCCUUUCGCCCAACUUCAGACCCAAGUGCCGCCCGUACAUUCAUUCGUAAUUACUUUAGCCCUCCCCCAGAGAAAGCCAGAGCAUAUCGUGGGGAAGGUCUUGUUCAAGAAUUACGUCUCACAGAGCCGAUGGUGCUUUGUAGUGUUAUGAAAUGGUGUUGGAGUAGACUUCCCGGAGGCAUUGUCACAUGGGAAGCCUACGAGCUAUUCAAGGUUGGGGAACAAGAUUCCCAGCUUGCUCGUGAUGCCUUCUCGACCUUCAUUCCAAUAAGCGUGGAGUCAGACGCCAGAAGUAAAAUUAUCUUCGAUUUUUUCGAUCUCAUGGCUGCUAUUGCAGCUCACGGAAAGAAAAAUGGCCUUGGAGGCCGGAAGCUUUCCCGAUAUGCCGGCUGGUGGGCGUUUGAACAUACCGACACUGGAAAGGGUUUUGAAGCAAGCUACAAGACAUGGACUAGUGCUGCCGAUGCGACAAGUCAUUUAUUCUUUGCAUAUCUCCGGUCACUUUCCCCAGAUUCCGUCCGUGGCACUAAUGGCUUUGCUACUCUUCCUCUGUCACUACAAACCCUACUCCAGGCGACAGAGUACCCGCCUGAAGCACCGUCCUUGCUUCAAUCUCGGACUACCAAAGUCGUUAUGAUUGUCGAUACCGUUUCCCCAACCCCAUUCGCCCUGUUGCGACGUGCAAAGAACUUUGAAUAUAGGGAUAGCGACGUUAUUCUCAGAAAUUUCUCAAGUUUUGAUGAUCCGGCUCAGGCUCUAAGCGACGAGUGUCGUCGUGUUCUUAGAUGCAUCUCCACAACUAACCAGUCAGAUGUUUCCACAACUAAAGCUUCUACCAGCCUUCGCGAUGCCUCCUGGUCCCGUUUCGAAGAUGUUGGGUUUGGGAGCACGAUUGAGGAGUCAGAUGGAGAGGAGGACUCGACCCUCAAACGGUCCGGCCAAGUUGGGCUAAGAUCAGCACCCGCAUCACGCACAGCCGAUCUUGGACGGCCCACUACACCAUCUUGGGCAGACUUCUUGUCCACCGGAUUUGCAGACGAUAACCAGAGCCACGAUCGACCUCCCCUACUUCUUCCUCCCGAUAAAGUCCUCCCGCCCAUUCACACAGUACGUGGUCAAAGUUCGCAAUCUCACAAGCGCUCAUUUGACCAAGGGUCGACUCUUGACCCUGGCGAGUUGGCCAGCAUUUCUGUCCUGGAUCUUGAUGAUUCGUUCUGGUGGGUUUGGAUAUCCAGCUUGGCUGGAGAAGAGUCUGCUGCACGCAAGGCAGUGUUUGGUCGUUGCGCGCUACUCGAAACUAUUAUUUCCAAUGGUCGAUGGCUCAUCCUGGAGGAGCAAGUCAAAGGAGCGGCACCGGAACCCGAUGCGGAUGCCUACAUUGCAGAGAAAAAGACUUUCUUUGGCUUCAGGACUAGGAAAGGGAGAUUGGCCCGGCGUCAAUCUACCGUCAAAAAGAAUGGCGAUCUGUAUAAAUCUGCUAACAGUAGUCUCCCGGCGAGCAGAACCAGUAUUGGCCCUGACCAACAUGCCAGGAUACAGGCCGCUGCAGCCGCACUUCAAAGAAAACAUAGAGAGGAACAGGAGCAAGCCAUGGCAACCCAUACCAGACAUGAUGAUACGUAUUCAACUAGGACUAACUCUGUUCUUACAUUACAGCCGUCCAUUCUGAAUGAGGCAUCUCAUGCGAUGAAAUGGGCUAGCAACUAUGAUAAGAAUGCUGUUCGAGCUGCUUACCUUGGAAAUAGCCGCGCAGGUACUGGUGUUCCCGCGGAAAAUCUGGAUAUGGCCUGGAAUGGAACGUCUACACCUACUGGACUCAGACGUAGUGCAGAAAAGGAGCCAACUCCCCCACCAAAGGAGGUGAAAUUUUUCUCUCCGGAGCCUGCAUCUGAAGCUGCGCCUCCGCCCCCGGCUAAGGAAACUUCGCCAGAGGUGCCAGCUCCAGCACAGGUAGCCGAGCCUACCCCUACGAAACAAGAACCUGGUGAGCCAACAUUUCCUAAAGUUAUACCAUCCACUGGCAGGCCAUCUGGAGAAUUCUCUCGUGAUCACAAUAAACUGAAGAAAAAACCAGGAACCUCAGGAAUCAAAGCACUCUUCGGCAAGAAGAAGUCCGAGCCCGUGGGCAGGUCCUCGACGGAGAAUGCGGCCGCAGCUGCGGCAACAAAGGCUUUUCUCGAGAGCCGUCCAGCACCACCGGCUCAGUUGGCCCCAAAGACUGUAGUCACCAAUCGCAUGUCAAACUUUGGUCAAAGAAAGCCAUCCAAUGAAUCAGCGAGGUCGGCUACUAAAUCACCAACCCCUCCUGUCGUGGAACGAAAGCCUGCCCCCGUUGCCGCCGCCGCUGUUGUUGCUACUGUUGCAUCACCAGUUUCGUCGCCCGACCCGACUCCUAUUCCAACCCCAGCUCCAGCUCCAGCAAUGCCUGCGUAUGAUGGACCGCCAAAGCACCGAAGAGAGGCCGAAUUUGACCAGCUGUCUCGUAUUAAUACCGAUGAACAGGCCGAGGCAGAUCGCCAUUUCUCUAACUUUGACCACCAGAGCCCUAUUGUGGACCAACCGGCUUUUGUGCCAAUGGACACGCCCAUAUCUGAGUCCUUUCCUACGCGGACACCAACACCUCCACCUGUCAAGAUGCCAGAAGCUGCUCCGCCUCCUGUACCGAAGGCCGAACCCCCAGUUGCACCUGCAGCUGCACCAACAGUCAAGCCUCCAGUUAUCAGCAAGCCUGUCAAUGGGAACGUUGUAUCCAACUCCACUGCCGCUCCCGUUGACCCACAGACGCAGAUCCAAGAUCGCUGGGCGCAAAUUAGAAAGAACGCCGCUGAGAGAGCCGGAGUUGCUGAGGAGUCGGUUGUCAAAAACAGUAUCCCCGAAAAGUCUAGUAACCAGGACUCAACGCAGGAGUCUAUUGAACUGCGCGCUGCUCGCAUUCGGGCUCGUGUUGCUGAGUUGACCAAGAACAUGGAAGCGUCUCGAUAG